CUCUCUCUUGUGACGUGGGUCGGGUCACCCACCCAUGGCCGAAUCACCGUAUCCUGUCCCACAGCAUACGCUCCAGCAACCGCUGCUACCACCGGCGCAUGGGUCUGGUCUCCCCCCUGCAGGGGCAUCGGCACCGCCACCAGCUGCUGCCGGUGGUUCCCUCGGCGACUUUGCCAUUCCCAUCUCGCCUUCGUCGGAGAACCUGCUGGACCUGCUGGAGCGGGCGUCGGCCAUGGCACAGAUGACCGCUGCACCUGAGGAGUCAGAGCCCAUGUGGUCGUUCUCGCAUUCGGCCGGAGACUCGGAUCAGGUCCAGCAGCGGUUCGAGAAGCAGUUCCUCUCCGAGUUUGCCUCACAGUACUCGGAGGACUGCUCGCACUACGAGCUCACGGAUCCGCUGCCGUUUGUCAAGCACGGGAUGCAGAAUCUGCUGCAGGAUGAGUUUACGCUUUGCUUUGACUCGGAUCGGGCGCGGCCGUGGAACUGGAACGUCUACCUGUUUCCGAUGUGGCUGCUCGGGCUGGUGGCGCGUUACCUCAUUCUGUUCCCGCUCCGACUGCUUGGUGUGGUGCUGGGCUUUAUGGUCUUCCUCACGCUCUUUACCGUGGCAACAUGCCUGCCGACGGCGUCGAUGCGCGCAGCCGGGCAGCGUCAGGCUAUUCGCUGGCUCUCGUUUGUGUUUAUGAUGUCGUGGUCGGGAGUGAUCAUGUUCCACGGCUCGCGGCCGGCGCGGCGGGCGAACCAGAUCUUUGUGGCGAACCACACGUCUGUCAUUGACGUGGCGGUCCUGAUGCAAGACGCGUACCUAUACGCGCUUGUGGGGCAGGCACACACCGGGGUCCUUGGCCUCUUGCAGAACUACGUGCUCGGCUGCCUCGGGUGCAUCUGGUUCGAGCGUUCGCAGGCAAAGGACCGGGCGGCGGUGGCGGCCACCAUUUCCGAGUACAUCCGCGACCCGACGGGCAACCCGCUGCUGCUGUUUCCGGAGGGCGUGUGCGUGAACAACAAGUUUGUGUGCAUGUUCAAGAAGGGUGUGUUCUCGAUGGAGGGCGUGGAGAUCUGCCCAAUUGCAGUGCGGUACAACAAGGCGCUGUCGGACCCGUUCUGGAACUCGCGGGCCGAGUCGUUUGUUUGGCACCUGCUGCGGCUGAUGACGUCGUGGGCGGUGGUGGCGAACGUGACGUACCUGCCGCCGGUCCGGCGCAAGGCCAACGAGACGGCGGUCCAGUUCGCCAACUCGGUCAAGUCGUCGAUUGCGCGUGCGGCCGGGCUCAAGGACACGCCAUGGGACGGGUUCCUCAAGUACGUGUCGCCGUCGCCGCGGUUUGCCGAGCACCAGCGGCAGAUCUACACCCGCUCGCUCCUGCUCCGCUUCCGGAUCUCGCACGUCAAGCGGGCUGCGUCUGUGGCUAGGAUGGCGUCGGGCGAGUCCUCGCCGGGAUCGGGCCGGCUCCCCUCGCCGGACCCGGCUCUCGGUGCGGCGCCCAUCUUCCUUGGCUACCAGCGAGUGCCGUCGCCGACGCGGUCGCCCGGCCCGCCGCAGCGCCGGCGGGUUGGCUCGGAGCCGGAUCCGCUCUCGUUCUCGCUCUCGGACGUCUCGGACUUUUCCGACGAUGACAACAGCAUGAUGACGUCGGGGCACAGCAUGGCGGUGUACGCCACGCCCGAGCUCGAGCCCCGGUACCUCGAUCUUGCCUCGCAGUCGGCCUCUGCUGCGCCACUGCCUGUCGUGGCCAUCUCGUCCGAGCUCGCCCACCGCAAGACGAAUGUCUCGCCGCCUCGCAAGUCGGCUUCAGGCAAGUCACAGCCGGACAAGCCGCAAGCAAGUGUGUCUGGUCCUGAGCUGGGGCCAACGUAA
Thecamonas trahens ATCC 50062 is the source of this 1858-nucleotide messenger RNA. RefSeq names its product lysophosphatidic acid acyltransferase. The record is from RefSeq and is a predicted model, not a curated record. The transcript has 2 exons. Gene Ontology annotation, cellular component: endoplasmic reticulum. Gene Ontology annotation, biological process: triglyceride biosynthetic process. Gene Ontology annotation, molecular function: glycerol-3-phosphate O-acyltransferase activity. The coding region runs from base 35 to 1858 and encodes 607 amino acids. NCBI's taxonomy places the organism in Eukaryota, Apusomonadida, Apusomonadidae.